Topomyia yanbarensis is the source of this 1229-nucleotide messenger RNA. RefSeq names its product mitochondrial E3 ubiquitin protein ligase 1 (gene Mul1). The record is from RefSeq and is a predicted model, not a curated record. Lineage: Eukaryota; Metazoa; Arthropoda; Insecta; Diptera; Culicidae. Gene Ontology annotation, biological process: protein ubiquitination; organelle organization. Gene Ontology annotation, molecular function: ubiquitin-protein transferase activity. The coding region runs from base 100 to 1119 and encodes 339 amino acids. The transcript is spliced from 3 exons.
UUAGUACAAGACAAGCGAAUUGCGAAUGCGAUUGUUUUUAUUUUCAUUGGUUUAGAAAAAUGUUCGAUCUUAAUUCCUAGCGUAAAAUUUUAAAUUUUAAUGAUAAUGGAUUUUAUCCAAGAAGCUGUAUUUCUCGGAGUAGAUGUGCUACUGCUUGGAUUAUGCUUUAGGGAAUACUAUCAGUUUAAGCAAAUCAGUUCUGCAUUGAAAGAUGCCCCUCAAUUGGCGAUAGACGACUCACUAUCGGGCAAGUUGAGAAAGAAUGAUGGCAAAAUCAAGUAUGCCGUCAUACGGGGAACUGUCACUCCGAUUGGGAAUGCAUUGAAGAGUGUAAUGACCCCGUCGGUGACCGGUGUGUUACAAAUUAUGAAGCUCAAUGAACACCGGGUGGCACGCGGUUUUGCCGGAUUUUGGGCAGAACAGCGAAAAUUGAUUCAUAUCUCAUGUAACGAAGUACCGUUCAGUUUGAAUAACGGCAAACUUGGCGUGGAGAUAGUGGAUGGGUUAUCUGCCGAGAUUCUGGAUAUGGACACCGUUUAUGAUAACUAUGAACCAUCCAGUUUGUCUUUCUUCGACCAUAUGUUUGGAUUUUUUUCGGGAGUACGUCAAAAGGGGAUGCAAACGACGGAGGAAGUCCUUAGGGAGGGAAGCUUUAUUACGGCAGUGGGUGAGCUUGAAUUAGACGGGAAUAGCAUUAGACUGCAACCUUCCUCAGUGGCACCGAUGUUUCUUACAACGGCUACUAAGAAUACAUUACUAAAAAAGUUUGAAGAAGCUAAGUCAUCUAUGCUUUUUAAGGUGAUCAUAUGUGGAACCAUAUCAGCGGUGCUGGUAGGGUUAAUAACGAGGAAGAUCUGGAAGCGUAAGAAAAUGGAAUGGGAUGAGAGAAAUUUGAGGGAAAGGCUGGACAAAUCACGAGCACAACGAAGAGCGCUUGCACGGCAACAAGUGUUCAACGACGAACAGCGGUGCGUAGUUUGCGUUGAUAAUCCAAAGGAGGUGAUCUGCUUGCCUUGUGGACACGUUUGUCUUUGUGAGAAUUGCGCUGAAAAAAUCAAAUUGAACUGCCCCGUUUGUCGAUCGAAAAUUGAGUCAAAAGCAGCGGCAUUUAUAUCAUGAGGAUUUUGUAGGAUACCGGAAUGAAUGUUAGUCUGUUUCACAAAGGUCACAAUUUUACUAAGAAUAUGCACAACGCCUAAAGAUAAAACGUGGUGACACAACUUAAACUA